UAACUCUUCUAACCUUCAUUGCAUCAAACUUUCAAGUUUCCUUCUUGGGGUGUUUUCUAGAGAAGAGAAGUGAAGGUUUUAUAUUAUGGCUCAAUCUCGGAGCUCCCUUUUUGUAUUUGCUCUUCUUGCCUUGGCUUCGGUUGCUUUCUCUCACAAGAUUGGCGGUGGCGGUGGCGGCAAUGGCGGUGGCGGUGGCUAUUAUUUGUAUCCUCAAUUCUAUGAUCAUUCAUGUCCGAGAGCUCAAGAGAUAGUGAAGUCCAUAGUGGCUAAGGCUUUUGCAAAGGAAGCUCGUAUUGCUGCUUCCUUGCUUAGGCUUCAUUUCCAUGAUUGUUUUGUUAAGGGUUGUGAUGCUUCACUAUUGUUAGAUAGCAGUGGAACAAUAGCUAGUGAGAAAAGGUCAAAUCCAAACAGAAACUCUGCCAGAGGGUUUGAAGUCAUUGAUGAGAUCAAAUCUGCCUUAGAAAAGGAGUGUCCUCAAACUGUUUCUUGUGCUGAUAUUUUGGCCAUUGCUGCUAGAGACUCCACAGUCAUAACUGGAGGACCCAGUUGGGAAGUUCCACUAGGAAGAAGGGACUCAAGAGGAGCAAGUCUAAGUGGCUCUAACAACGACAUUCCUGCUCCAAACAACACUUUCCAAACCAUUCUCACCAAGUUCAAGAGACAAGGCCUUGACAUUGUUGAUCUUGUUGCUCUUUCAGGUAGCCACACCAUCGGGAACUCCCGAUGCACCAGCUUCAGGCAACGUCUCUACAACCAAUCUGGCAAUGCGGAGCCUGAUCCCUCCCUUGAUCCAUCGUACGCCGCUGAAUUGCGAAAGCGAUGCCCGAGAUCAGGGGGUGACCAGAACCUAUUUUUCCUAGACUUUGUCAGCCCCACCAAGUUCGACAACUACUACUUCAAGAAUAUUUUAGCUGCAAAGGGUCUGCUGAACUCAGAUCAAGUUCUUUUGACAAAGAACUUGCAAUCAGCGGAAUUGGUGAGGACAUAUGCAGAGAAUUCUGAAGCCUUUUUUGAGCAAUUUGCCAAGUCCAUGGUUAAGAUGGGCAAUAUUUCUCCUCUCACUGGUUCAAGGGGGGAGAUCAGAAAGCACUGCAGGAAAGUUAACAGAAAUUAGGAAAAUAUAGCUUGGGUUGAUGAAGAUGUUUCAAUGUAUUGUGUGAAAAGUUUCUUCUUUGUUAGUUUUUUUUUUUUUUGGUCAAAUUCUUCAAUGUUUUUGUGCUCUGUUUUUCACUUUAAGGUUUGAGUUCUGCUUGCCAUCCGUUGUGACUCUCUUGACCACCAUGGAAAGUUCAUGUAUUUGUGUUCUUGCAUCUCUGAGCUCUUGUCUGAUAAAUUUGACAGUCUUUCUUUUAGCCUUCAAAUGAAA
Messenger RNA from Benincasa hispida (wax gourd), 1366 nucleotides. RefSeq names its product peroxidase 72-like. Gene Ontology annotation, molecular function: heme binding; peroxidase activity. Lineage: Eukaryota; Viridiplantae; Streptophyta; Magnoliopsida; Cucurbitales; Cucurbitaceae. The record is from RefSeq and is a predicted model, not a curated record. Gene Ontology annotation, biological process: response to oxidative stress; hydrogen peroxide catabolic process.